AUGGCGGGCGACACAUUUCGCAAGCCUCCUCAGGCACCCCCGCUAUUCACGGCCACGCCAGAGUCGGUGAUUGAAGAUACCAAGAAAUUGUUGGAUACUUCCAGAAAGAUCACAGAUGAUAUCGUGGCGUCGGUCCAAGCAAAAGAUGCCAGCUUCCACAACGUCCUUCUGCCCAUGGCUCACGACGAGAACAAACAGUCCCUGAAGGCACAUAUUCUCGGGUUCUAUCAGUCUGUGUCUACGGAUCAAUCACUGCGGGAUGCAUCGACCGAGGCCGAAAAGCUCAUGGAUGACUUCAGCAUUGAGGCGGCCAUGCGGGAAGAUGUGUUCAAACUGGUGGAUGCUGCCUUGAAGAGAGGGGACAAAUUGGACCCGGAGUCGCAGAGGCUGCUGGAGAAGGAACACAAGGGGUUUGUGCGGAAUGGGUUGAACAUCCCAGCAGGGCCCAAGAGGGACCGGUUUAAGGAGAUCAAAAAGAGACUGAGCUCCCUGAGCAUUGCCUUCUCCAAGAACCUCAACGAAGAGAAUGGUGGUCUAUGGUUCACCGCGGAAGAACUGAACGGCGUACCCGAGGACGUCAUCUCAUUGUUGAAGAAGGAAGGCGACAAAUACUGGCUGACGUUUAAGUAUCCCGACCUGUUUCCGACCCUCAAGUACGCCACCAACAGUGCCACCCGCCAAAAGGUCUUUAUCGCCAACGAAAACAAGUGUAAUCAGAACGUCCCAUUGUUUCGAGAAGCCAUACUACUGCGGGAUGAAGCCGCUCGUUUGCUGGGAUAUCCCAACCACGCUGCGUUCAGGAUCGAGGACAAGAUGGCUAAGACGCCGGAGACGGUCGACGAUUUCUUGGGCGACCUUCGCAAUAGGUUGAGCCAGGGCGGAUUGGAUGAGAUAGAAACUUUGAAGGCGCUGAAGAAGUCUGACCUGGAGUCGCGGAAUGAGAAGUUUGACGGACGAUACUACCUGUGGGAUCAUCGGUUUUAUGACCGGAUGAUGGAAGAAAAGGACUACCAGCUCGACCAACAGUUGAUCUCUGAGUACUUCCCGCUGCAGACCACGAUCAAGGGCAUGCUAGAGAUCUUUGAACAACUGUUUGGAUUGGAGUUUGUCGAGGUGGUGGGCGAGGACCGCGACGCCAUCUCCGCUUCCGGCAAAGGCUCCGACAUUGUCUGGCAUGACGAAGUUCAGGUCUUCAGUGUCUGGGACGACGAGGGCGAAGGAAGCGGGUUCGUGGGUUAUCUCUAUCUGGAUCUCUUCCCGCGGACCGGCAAAUAUGGACACGCGGCCAAUUUCAAUCUUCAACCGGGCUUCAUCACCGAGAACGGCACCAGAAGAUACCCGGCCACGGCGCUUGUUUGCAAUUUCUCCAAGCCUACGGCCAAGAAACCGAGUCUGCUGAAGCACGAUGAAGUGACCACCCUGUUCCACGAGUUGGGUCACGGCAUCCACGAUCUCGUGGCCCGCACCACAUACUCACGGUUCCACGGCACCAACACGGUCCGGGAUUUUGUGGAAGCCCCGAGCCAGAUGCUGGAGAACUGGUGCUGGACGCCGUCUCAGCUGAAAUCCUUGAGCAGACACUAUUCGACCCUGUCACCAGACUACUACAGCUCGUGGAGAGAAGCCCAAGGCAUAGAUGCCACCAGCAAGAAGCCCGAGGAACGCAUCCCAGAUGAUCUCAUUGAGAAGUUGAUCAAGACCAAGAACCUGAACGGAGCUCUGUUCAACCUUCGGCAGCUCCACUUUGGCAUCUUCGACAUGACCAUCCAUGAAGCCAAGGAUCACGAGAGCCUCGAGGCCAUGAACAUCUCCGAGACUUACAACUACCUUAGGAAGGAUAUCAGUAAGAUCGACGGCCCAGAGGCUCUGGGUCAAGGUUACGGCUGGGGUAACGGUCAAGCCACCUUUGGUCAUUUGAUGGGUGGUUAUGAUGCCGGCUACUAUGGCUACCUGAGUUCGCAAGUUUACUCGACCGACAUGUUCUACUCGGUCUUCAAGAAGAAUCCGAUGGAUCCCAAGGAGGGUCGACGGUACCGCUACACGGUUCUCGAAAAGGGCGGGAGCCAGGACGAGAUGAAGACUCUGAUUGAGUUCCUCGGCAGAGAGCCCAAGACGGACGCCUUCUACGAGGAGCUCGGUCUUACCAAGGGCACGCAGUCGGGAGCCACGACUGCCAGCUAG
Molecule: messenger RNA, 2181 nt
Organism: Exophiala dermatitidis NIH/UT8656
Lineage: Eukaryota; Fungi; Ascomycota; Eurotiomycetes; Chaetothyriales; Herpotrichiellaceae
Product: thimet oligopeptidase
Exons: 2
Coding region: 1-2181 (726 amino acids)
Biological process (GO): proteolysis; peptide metabolic process
Cellular component (GO): mitochondrial intermembrane space
Molecular function (GO): metalloendopeptidase activity
Source: RefSeq, a predicted model, not a curated record